ACUUCUUAUCAGGAGACUCACGAUUCACGAAUCACGACAGUCUUUCUCGAUCUCUCUAGAUUUGGGCUUUGGAUUGCUGAAGAGAUAACAAGGUUGAUUGCAUUACUUCCUCAGGUUCCACAAGGAAGUCUUUUCUUGAAUACUUCAUCAUGGUAUGCUUUAAUAGUUCUGUUAUCAUGAGAUCAGAUCAAGAAUUUUGAAUCUUAUGCUUACAGGAAAUGUUUCAGUUAAUGCUGUUCAUUUGCAAGGCGGUUGGAUGGGUCAGACAGACUGAUAGAUUGGAGUUCAGAACAUCAAAGAAGUUGAAUAGUUCUUAGCGAGUAAUGUGCUGAUUUCCAUUGGAGCAUAGUUCUCUCACUUUUCGUUUUUUUGCUGAUACGGCGAUUGAUUUAUGAUCCUGCUUUGAAAAUUAUAUCCUGGAGACUGGAACAUGUGUAUGUGACUCAAGAUGCCACAUGUUGCAUUUCUAUAAUUAGAUCAGUUUGUUGGGAAGUUUAACUUUAGUCAAUUUUUGUGGAAAUCUAAUCAGGAAAAACAGAAAAUGAAGAAGUGGUUUGGAGGUGUUCUAAUUGUAUCCUUGUUUAUGUUGCUGGUUCUGAGGUAUGGGGUGAUGAAAAACCCCCUUGGAGAAAGUUUACGCUCCUAUCCGUUCUCCACCAAUAAGUCUAAUCCUCUUGAAUGGGUGCAUGGAGUCCCGCCUGCAGUUCAAAAUCCAGAGAAUGCUUCGCAAGUAGUUUCUGCAGUUAGAUUGGUUGCCGGUCUCUUUACUUGGAGAAACUUUUCCAGUGAAGAGCAAAGAUGUUUGCAGACAUGGAAUCAUAUGAAUUACUUGAUCAAUUAUACUGAAGGCUUACCUAAUGCAGUGGGUGCUGUUAAAGAAGCUGGAAUGGCAUGGGAUAGCCUUGUGGCCUCAGUUGAAGAGGAAAGACUUGGUUCUGUGAAUGACAGUUCACAUCAAAAGACAAAAGAGAAACAGUGCCCCUAUUUUCUUAACAUAAUGAGUGCCACAGAACCUGGUGAUAGUGGUUAUAAGUUACAGAUUCCUUGUGGCCUUAUUCAGGGUUCUUCCAUUACAAUUAUUGGUACUCCCAAUGGUCUUCUUGGUAAUUUUCGGAUAGAACUAACUGGGCAACCACUUCCAGGGGAGCCAGAGCCUCCAAUUGUAUUGCAUUACAAUGUUCGACUUCAUGGUGAUAAGAUAACUGAGGAUCCUGUGAUAGUACAGAAUACAUGGACCGUAGAUCAUGAUUGGGGUGAAGAAGAGCGAUGUCCUUCUCCUGUUCCCAACAAUAAUAAGAAAGUGGAUGAAUUGGACCAGUGCAAUUCACUGGUGGGUAAAGAUGAUAAGCGGAGGUUUACGGCUAUGAGACAUUCCAAUGGUUCAACAGCGCAGGAGGAAUCGAAACCAAAACGUUAUUUUCCUUUCCAGCAAGGGCAUCCAUUUGUUGCAACGCUUAGGAUGGGAGCAGAAGGGAUCCAGAUGACAGUUGAUGGCAAGCACAUAACAUCCUUUGCUUAUCGUGAAAGUCUGGAACCAUGGCUUGUCAGUGAAUUAAGGAUUUCUGGAGACCUGAAGUUAAUUUCUGUGCUAGCUAGCAGUUUACCUACUUCAGAGGAUUUAGACCAUAUUGUCGAUUUAGAAACACUCAAAUCAGCUCCUCUUCCUCAAAAAAAAAUAUUGGAACUCUUUAUUGGUGUCUUCUCUACCGCUAACAAUUUCAAACCUAGGAUGGCUGUUCGUAGAACGUGGAUGCAGUACUCUGCGGUGCGGUCAGGAUCCAUUGCUGUCCGUUUUUUUGUUGGUCUGCAUAAAAACCAGAUGGUGAACGAGGAACUCUGGAACGAAGCACGAACAUAUGGAGAUAUUCAGCUGAUGCCUUUUGUUGACUAUUACAGCGUCAUUACCUGGAAAACUAUAGCCAUAUGCAUCUUUGGUACACAGGUUGUUUCGGCAAAAUAUGUUAUGAAAACAGAUGAUGAUGCAUUUGUUCGUGUGGAUGAGGCCCUCACUUCUUUAAAUAGGAUAAAUGUGACUCAUGGGUUGCUCUAUGGUCUCAUUAACUCAGAUUCCCAACCUCAUCGGAACCCUGAAAGCAAAUGGUAUAUUAGCCUGGAGGAAUGGCCUGAAGAAACAUAUCCUCCUUGGGCUCAUGGUCCUGGUUACAUUGUGUCACGUGACAUAGCAAAAGCAGUCAAUAAGAGACACAAAAAGGGUCUCUUGAAGAUGUUCAAGCUGGAGGAUGUGGCAAUGGGCAUCUGGAUCGCAGAGAUGAAGAAGGAAGGAUUGGAUGUUAGGUAUGAGAAAGAAGAGAGGAUUUAUAAUGGAGGUUGCAAUGAUGGUUACGUCGUUGCCCACUACCAAGGCCCUAGGGAGAUGCUUUGUUUGUGGCAAAAGCUGGAAGAGGGUAAGGGGGCUAAAUGCUGUGGUGAUCAAUGAUGGUCGAGGGAGACACUCUGGGACAAAAGCUGGAAGAAAAGGGGGCUAAAUGCUGUGGUGAUCAAUGAGGGAGCCAGAUAGGAUAGCUGGGGCUUUAGGAUGAGAUCCAGCUCUGGCUACGGCUUUUUAUAUGAGAAAUAUAGUUGGUCACCGCUUUUGUAGCCAUGGAAGGAAAAUGCUAACAAAGUUGAGUUGUAUAGAUGAAUUCUACUAGCUAGGGGAAUUUUUUUGUCCUCAUAGCUGAUUCCCCCCGGGUAAUAGAUAGGGGUUGGAAGUAUAUGGUUGAUUAACAUAUUUUUUUUUUGGGGGGGGGGUGUUUAUUUGA
This is a messenger RNA of Telopea speciosissima, 2762 nucleotides long. RefSeq names its product beta-1,3-galactosyltransferase GALT1-like. The record is from RefSeq and is a predicted model, not a curated record. The coding region runs from base 542 to 2437 and encodes 631 amino acids. NCBI's taxonomy places the organism in Eukaryota, Viridiplantae, Streptophyta, Magnoliopsida, Proteales, Proteaceae. Gene Ontology annotation, cellular component: Golgi membrane. The transcript has 8 exons. Gene Ontology annotation, molecular function: carbohydrate binding; galactosyltransferase activity.